Messenger RNA from Aspergillus ochraceoroseus IBT 24754, 1351 nucleotides. RefSeq names its product pantoate--beta-alanine ligase PAN6. The transcript is spliced from 2 exons. Bases 229 to 1149 code for a protein of 306 amino acids. NCBI's taxonomy places the organism in Eukaryota, Fungi, Ascomycota, Eurotiomycetes, Eurotiales, Aspergillaceae. The record is from RefSeq and is a predicted model, not a curated record. Gene Ontology annotation, molecular function: pantoate-beta-alanine ligase activity. Gene Ontology annotation, biological process: pantothenate biosynthetic process.
CAGCUACUCCGCGGCAAACCGAGCUCAUUGCCCGGACAGCUGAGGGUCACAAUGUUCUGCAGGCCAAGGCAAUUACUCCUUGCCUCCUCUCUAUUCCGAAACCCCGCAACUUUCCCCGCCAGGUCCCUCCGCCACUACUCCUUCCAAGUAUUUCGCGAUGUUCCACCUCUCCGAGAGCUGCGUCGAGGGCUUCUGUUGGCGAAGAGGAGUGUAGGCCUCGUUCCGACCAUGGGUGCGCUCCACGAGGGCCAUCUAUCCCUCAUUCGUCAGGCAGCAGCGGAAAAUACGGACGUAUUCGUGAGCAUCUAUGUCAACCCGACCCAAUUUGGGGUCAAUGAAGAUCUCUCUAGUUACCCGCGUACAUGGGACUCCGACGUCGAGAAAUUAGAGCGAUUGAAUGAUGAGCUUGCCAAUGCAGGAGGGAAUACUGGCCGCAUCACAGCUAUCCUAGCCCCGACUUCUAAGAUUAUGUACCCGACACUUCCUCCUUCUUCGGAAACCGAUGGUGAUGGCUCGUUCGUCACCAUAACACCUUUGUCGAAGAAGCUUGAAGGUGCUUCUCGUCCUGUUUUCUUCCGGGGGGUGGCGACCGUCUGUAUGAAGCUUUUCAAUAUCGUCACCGCAGACCGUGUUUAUUUUGGUCAAAAAGAUAUCCAGCAAACGGUGGUCAUCAAGCGGAUGGUUAAGGAUUUCCACAUCGAUACCGAGGUUAAAAUUGGGAGCACAGUGCGUGAGGAGGACGGUUUGGCUAUGAGCUCAAGGAAUGUAUAUUUGGGAUCAAGGAGACGGACAGUCGGCCUCGUUCUGUAUAUGGCUUUAAAAGCAUCUGAGAAGGCGUAUAAAUCCCGAAACCUCAGCCGCGAUGAUAUUCUAAGCGCCGCCAAGAGUAUCACUCAAGAGGUUUUAUCCAAGCAGGAAGCUCUAUCCCCCGCUGAGAGGGUAUUGUUUGAGGUUGAUUAUAUCUCUCUUGCGGACCCUGAUACUCUUGAGGAGGUCGACAUUGUGGAUGCCACCAAGGGAGCUAUUCUGAGCGGCGCGGUCAAGAUGCUCCCUCUUGAAGAAACCAAUUCUGGAGAAGACUGCGGUUUAGGGGAUGGGAAGGUUUCCGUACGGCUGAUCGAUAAUCUGAUCUUGAAGCCUUUGAAUUGACGAUGGACGAAAGCAAUGUAUGAUAUGCAGGCGUUACAUAGUAAAAAUAGUAUAUACCCUAUCCAGCGCAGGAAUGCGGUGGUUCAGCUUGUACAAGAUUCAUACAUUUAUCGGGUCCAUUGGACGAAAUAUUCAGGAGCAACCAGUGAUGAGGCAUGACUCCGAAAAGCAGUCGAUAGAAAUAAAACAACCAUUAAUCCAG